Molecule: messenger RNA, 1386 nt
Organism: Phyllotreta striolata
Lineage: Eukaryota; Metazoa; Arthropoda; Insecta; Coleoptera; Chrysomelidae
Source: the annotation of a GenBank genome assembly
AUGUACAACAUGUACAGGCUCGUCUGCAGACGCUCCUCCACCUUCGGCUUCGGCGACGUCCCGGCGUCGCGACGGCUGCCGCUGCUCGGCGACGCGCUGCCCCUUUUGCUGGCCGGCGGCCCGGCCGCCCUCCAUCGCUACAUGGACGCCCGCCACCGCCGUUUGGGGCCCAUUUUCCGGCACGCCGUCGGCCCCGUCGAGGCCGUUUUCAUCGCCGAUCCCGACCAAAUGAGGCUCGUCUUCGCCAAAGAAGGGAAACAUCCGCAACACAUCAAACCGGAAUCCUGGCUGGUGUACAACGAAAAACACAACUACACCAGAGGUUUGUUCUUCAUGGACGGCGAAGAAUGGCUGCACCACAGGAAGACCAUGAACACCAUCCUGCUGAAAGGCGAUUUAUCUUGGCUGGAGCGAUCCUGCGACGAGUCCACCACCGCCUUCACCGAUCGAAUCCGCCUGCAAGCCGACCGGGAAUUCCCCGACAUCGAAAGCGAGUUAUACAAAUGGUCUUUAGACGUCAUCCUAUCGAUUCUAGUAGGCGCCGGGAGUUACACGAGGUGCAGUCGAAGCGUGAACGAAUCAAUCAAACGACUAUCGAGCAUCGUGCAUACGAUAUUCGAAACCACCUGCAAGUUGCAGCUGAUUCCCGCCAAACUGGCGAUGAAGUACAACAUCAAACGUUGGAGGAACUUCGAGGAAUCCGUCACGGAAUCGCUGCGACUCGCCAAUGAGCUACUAGAGGCGAUUCGCGAGUACCAAACCGACGACGGGUUGUUGCAUAAAAUGAACCAAGCGAACAUCGAUAGAGCGAAUUCGAUUAGAAUUAUAGUGGAUUUGAUAUUGAGCGCUGGCGAUACCACAGCUUACACGAUGGCUUGGUUGUUGUACUCGAUCGCGAAGCACCGAAACGUGCAAAACGAGCUCAGAGAAUCGCUGGAACUCGAUCCGCAAACUCCCUACUUGCGGAAUUGCCUUAGAGAAACUCUUAGAUUGCACCCGGUGGCUCCGUUUCUAACGCGCAUACUGCCCGAGGAGCUCAUUCUCUGCGGUUAUCGGAUACCAGCAGGAACGCUGCUCGUUAUGUCUAUAUACACCAGCGGUCGGGACCCCGAGUACUUCCCCGAACCGCUGGAGUUCGAUCCGAAGAGAUGGUGCAGGAGCACCGCCGGCGGGCGGAGCUCCAGCAGGCUGGCGAGUUUACCGUUCGGCAUCGGCGCCAGAUCGUGCAUCGGCAGGAGAAUCGCCGAGACCCAGCUGCAGAUGACGCUGGCGAAGAUCGUUAGAAACUUCGACGUGAGUAUCCUCAACGCGGAUCGGAUCGAAGACGUUCUGAUGAUGGUGUCGAAGCCGUCGGUGCCUCCGCGGUUGGUUUUCAAUAAACUUUAG